This is a messenger RNA of Microthlaspi erraticum, 429 nucleotides long. NCBI's taxonomy places the organism in Eukaryota, Viridiplantae, Streptophyta, Magnoliopsida, Brassicales, Brassicaceae. The record is from the annotation of a GenBank genome assembly.
AUGCAAAACUAUUUGAAGAAGAAAGAACAGAAAGCUCAACGGGAGAAAGAUCUUCGUGAAGGGCUUCAGUUUUCCAAGAAUGGUAAAUAUGAGGAAGCAUUGGAGAGGUUUGAGUCUGUGUUAGGAUCUAAACCAACAACUGAUGAAGCCUCAGUUGCGAGUUACAAUGUUGCUUGUUGCUACUCAAAGCUUAAUCAGGUUAAAGCUGGUCUCUCGGCUCUGGAAGAAGCAUUGAAGUCAGGAUAUGAAGAUUUCAAGAGAAUCCGAAGCGAUCCAGACCUUGAAAAUCUCAGGAAGUCUGAGGAUUUCGAUCCACUCAUGAUGCAAUUUGAUGAAUCUUUAACAACGAGAGUGCCAUUAACGCCAUCAAAUCCUUGUUUGGCUUUAACAAGAAAUAGUCCUCUUAAAGUUUUAUGUCAGUUGAUGUGA